AUGGGAGACGAUAUGCACAUCUGCUACAAAAAAUCCUUCGUGAAACGCUACAUCGCGACCUAUCAACCAGAGGUGCUCAUGUGGUAUCACGUUCCCUCUCCUCCCAUCUCAUCCUCCAUGUCGACAGAUGAAAUGGCGAACCAACCUAUAUUUAAUACAGUGGACAUUGCUACUUUGUCCAACUUUUGCCUGCCUUGGGGUGCAACUAUUGAGUCCUGGUCAGUCGAUCAAAAUCCUCCUGGAUCCGUCUUUUUCACCUUUGUGGUUACCAACGCCGCCUAUCAGAAGUUUCACGGUUCAGCACUAACGUUCUAUGAGCCCUACGAUGUGUCACUGCUGGAUCGAGAUAGGUGUUAUCGGCUGGAUGUAGAUCCCGAGCUUGUGCGAAUAGAAGAAGCAGAAGGAGAAGAGCGGCGACGACAACGGACGGCAGCGGUGGUAGUGAGAGAGGCGGAAGCAGAGCUUUUCACGCACGAGGAGCUGUUAGACAUCGAGCAGCGUCAGGGCGUCUUCGCCUCUUCUCGCAUCGGUGACCGCGUGCUCGGUGUCACCAAGACCCUCUGCCUCGUGUCUCGUUUUAACUUCGGCAAUGCACUUAAACCUUUCCUCGAUUUCCUUCACUCCCGUUGUUUCAGUUCUAAGGGCCAGUCUAUUCCUCUUGAAAGGUAA
Molecule: messenger RNA, 669 nt
Organism: Hydatigera taeniaeformis
Lineage: Eukaryota; Metazoa; Platyhelminthes; Cestoda; Cyclophyllidea; Taeniidae
Source: the annotation of a GenBank genome assembly